CCUCGUUUCAAGUUCUCAUGGAUAAAUAGCUGACCUUUCACCUUUCCAGCAGUAAUAUGUUGGUGACAUCGGCAAACGGGGACAAAGUCAAACAACGUGUAGUAGCUGGGAAUUUAAACGUGCAGUAUGCCUGGAUUACGGAUCUGAAACUGAAAUACGGGUGCUUAGAGGAAGAGCUCUCUGUCUAACACUGUCCAGGGCAAACAAUCAUUAACUGAAGCCACUCAGAGUCAAACUUUGACCUGUGUUUUCCCAUGAUUCCUGGUUUUGAGUUGUGGCUGGCUGUUGCUCUUUUUAAAGCAGAAGGCAUAUCUGUGGAGGGUGUACGACAAUCAGAUUAUGGACACUAAUUCUCCCACUCUGAGAGUUGGAGUUGUGGGAUAUGGACACCUAGGGCAGUUCCUGGUGGACAAACUCCUCAAAGCUGGACCUGGUCUUGGCUUGGUUCUGGGUUUUGUAUGGAACAGGAAUCCCGACAAGCUGAAGGGUUCAGUGCCCCCUGAACUAGUACUUGAUGACCUGUCGUUCUUUGCAAACAGGCGGUGUGAUGUGAUUAUAGAGGUGUGCCACCCACAGAUCGUGAGGGAUUUCGGACUCGAAUUUCUCUCAAAGUCCCACUUCAUGGUGGGCUCUCCAUCUGCCCUCUCUGAUCCUGAUCUGAACCAAAAGUUGAGGCAGGCAUCUCUACACCAUGGACGGACGCUUUAUAUCCCCAGUGGUGCAUUAUGGGGAGGCCAGGACAUCCAAAGAAUGAACGAUACUGGGACAUUAAAGGCUUUGUUCAUAAGAAUGUCCAAGCAUCCGUCGUGUUUUAGACUGACAGGAGACAUCCUUAAUGACUGGACAGAAGGAGAGGGUAGGCGGGUUUUGUUCAGAGGCUCAGUGGCAGACUUGUGUCCUCUAGCUCCCAACAAUGUAAACACCAUGGCAGCAGCAGCUGUGGCUGCAGAAACGCUCGGCUUUACAGGUGUUCAGGGAGAGAUUGUAUCAGACACGGCGCUAAAAGACGUCCAUGUGGUGGAGGUGGAGGUGACUGGGCCUGAUGGUUUCCUAGUGCACAUGGUGAGGAGGAAUCCAGCCAAACUCGGGGCUGUCACUGGCAGUGCAACAUACAACUCCUUCUGGAACAGCUUACUCAUUUGCAGAGGUCACGGCAGCAGAGUUUACUUGUGCUGAAAGUGGAUGAAAACCAUAGAGGACUACCUGCGAUGUAGGAUGAAGAUCCCCAACCAAAUCCCACAUACAUUAGAUACAGAUCCAAGAGCUCAGGGUGGAUACGCUGCAUGUAUGAUGGAUCUCUACAUUAGUGCGUUACUCAGCAUUGUAAGCUUGCCGACCCUUGGAUUCUUGGAAUAAAACAAGAGACCGAAAUCAUUUGUAAAAUACUAACAGAUAUAGAUCUUUUAAUUUUAUUAAGUUCAUCUGGUGCAACACUGGAGCAAAUGAUGCAACUCACACAGAGGAGUGACAGUGACAGGACACCCCUGGUAAAACCAUCAUCAAACCUUCAUUUUGUAUCCCCCAUAAAGCACAAUUCUUCUUCCCUUCUUUUCUCUUUCACAAAUAAGUACCUCCGUGAACAAGAUAAACUAUCUCCACAUAAGUGCAUAUGUCAACAGUAAAAUGGAUAUGAAAUGUUGCUCAUCAGUAAUCAUCAGAAAGCUGAUGCAAUAGGGCAACAAAAAACCGAAAACAAGAUGAAAAACACACGUGACGCCGAGUUCGAGGAGAGGUUUUGUCAGUGAGCUCUCUAAAGAAAGCUACAACAAAGGAGAGUCGGUUUGCUUUGAACGUAUAAAUACAAGUUUGUGAAAUAAAAGGGUAGUUUAUGCUG
This is a messenger RNA of Girardinichthys multiradiatus, 1834 nucleotides long. Its product is annotated as putative L-aspartate dehydrogenase. The record is from RefSeq and is a predicted model, not a curated record. The coding region runs from base 340 to 1176 and encodes 278 amino acids. Gene Ontology annotation, biological process: NAD+ biosynthetic process. Gene Ontology annotation, molecular function: NADP binding; L-aspartate dehydrogenase [NAD(P)+] activity. NCBI's taxonomy places the organism in Eukaryota, Metazoa, Chordata, Actinopteri, Cyprinodontiformes, Goodeidae. The transcript is spliced from 9 exons.